CGCGGCGCCUUCGCCAUGUCGUCGUCGUCGUCGUCGCCGCGGGAGGCGCCGGGCGAGGAGCGCGCCUACGAGAGCCAGGCCAAGCGCCUCAAGACCGAGGAGGGCGAGAUCGACUACGCGCUCGACGAGGCCGGCGACGCCCGGCGCGAAGCGGCGCCCCGGGGCGGGGGCGAUGGCGGCGGCGGAGGCGGCGGAGGCGGCCGGGGCUUUGCUCCGCCGGAGGCGGGUGGCAGCCAUCACAAAGUGUCCGUGUCGCCCGUCGUCCACGUCCGAGGGCUCUGUGAGUCUGUGGUGGAAGCCGACCUCGUGGAGGCCCUGGAGAAGUUUGGGACCAUCUGCUACGUGAUGAUGAUGCCCUUCAAGCGGCAGGCCCUGGUGGAGUUCGAGAACAUCGACAGCGCCAAGGAGUGCGUGACCUUCGCGGCCGAGGAGCCCUUGUACAUCGCCGGCCAGCAGGCCUUCUUCAACUACUCCACCAGCAAGAGGAUCACGCGGCCCGGGAACACGGACGACCCCUCGGGGGGCAACAAGGUUCUUCUGCUGUCCAUCCAGAACCCCCUCUAUCCCAUCACUGUGGAUGUUUUAUAUACCGUUUGCAACCCUGUGGGAAAAGUGCAACGCAUUGUCAUAUUCAAGAGAAACGGGAUACAAGCAAUGGUCGAAUAUCCUUCAUUUGUGACUUAACUUAUGUUUGAAUCCAUCCUUUGCGCCCAGAAAGCUAAAGCGGCACUCAACGGAGCGGACAUCUAUGCUGGGUGCUGCACGCUGAAGAUCGAAUAUGCCAGGCCAACGCGUCUCAACGUGAUCAGGAACGACAACGACAGCUGGGACUACACCAAGCCGUACCUGAGCAGGCGAGAUAGAGGAAAGGGUCGCCAGAGACAAGCCAUCCUGGGAGAGCAUCCUUCUUCGUUUAGACACGAUGGCUAUGGCUCCCACGGCCCAUUGCUGCCUUUGCCCAGCCGCUACAGAAUGGGCUCCCGAGAUACCCCUGAACUUGUGGCGUACCCGCUGCCGCAGGCCUCUUCCUCGUACAUGCACGGAGGGAACCCCUCGGGCUCCGUGGUGAUGGUCAGCGGCCUGCAUCCCUUGAAGAUGAACUGCUCGAGGGUCUUCAACCUAUUCUGCUUGUACGGAAAUAUUGAAAAGGUGAAGUUCAUGAAGACCAUUCCCGGGACGGCGCUGGUGGAGAUGGGCGACGAGUAUGCCGUGGAAAGAGCCGUCGCGCACCUCAACAACGUCAAGUUGUUUGGGAAAAGGCUCAACGUCUGCGUGUCUAAGCAGCAUUCGGUGGUUCCAAGUCAGAUAUUCGAACUGGAGGACGGGACGAGCAGCUACAAGGAUUUCGCGAUGAGCAAAAACAACCGCUUUACCAGCGCCGGCCAGGCGUCCAAGAACAUCAUCCAGCCACCCUCGUGUGUGCUGCACUAUUACAACGUCCCCCUGUGCGUCACCGAAGAGACCUUCACCAAGUUGUGCAACGACCACGAGGUUCUCACCUUCAUCAAGUACAAGGUGUUCGACGUGAAACCUUCUGCCAAGACACUCUCUGGGCUCCUGGAGUGGGAAUGCAAGACCGAUGCGGUGGAGGCCCUGACGGCGCUUAAUCACUACCAGAUACGGGUUCCGAAUGGUUCCAAUCCGUACACGUUGAAACUUUGCUUUUCUACGUCAUCCCAUUUAUAAGAAGAGGCGAGAAGAGCAUGUUAGAAUUUAUGAUCA
Messenger RNA from Suncus etruscus (white-toothed pygmy shrew), 1722 nucleotides. It is a transcript of the gene HNRNPLL, whose product is annotated as heterogeneous nuclear ribonucleoprotein L like. Gene Ontology annotation, cellular component: nucleus. Gene Ontology annotation, molecular function: mRNA binding. Lineage: Eukaryota; Metazoa; Chordata; Mammalia; Eulipotyphla; Soricidae. The record is from RefSeq and is a predicted model, not a curated record. The transcript is spliced from 13 exons. Gene Ontology annotation, biological process: regulation of RNA splicing; mRNA processing.